AUGGCAGCUUCCGGUAGAGACCGAAUCAAGGAAGAUACAGUUCGCAAAGCAGUGACUGCCCUCCUCAAAUGGAAGAAGAAGAAGAAAUUUAUCUCAAAAUCCGACCUUGAGAAGCGCCACCACGAAGAAGAAGAACAUCAUGAAGACGAAAGCGACGAUUUCGUAUACCUCUCAGUAACCCUAAAAAAAGCCCCACCAAAAACCCAUACGCUCGCGCCCCACCGCAUCCCCCUCCGCCACUCGCUUCUCCCCGUAGAUUACUCCGCCUUGAACCUCUGCCUCAUCGUUGACGGCAAAACAAUCACAUCCGAAUCGGCGCAGAAGAUUCUGGCAGCUCGAGGCAUUCCAUUCAUCAGGCGUGUUUUCAAGCUCUCGAAGCUCAAAUCCGACUACAAGUCCUUCGAGUCGAAGCAGAAGCUGUACAACUCGUUCGAUGUGUUUAUGGCGGACAAACGCAUCGUCUCCUUGCUUCCUAAGGUGAUGGGCAAGGUUUUCUACAAGAAGAAGAGGAAAAUCCCGGUGCCGCUUGAGUUGAACGCUGAUGGCAGCAACUGGAAGGAGGAGAUGGAGAAGGCGUAUAAUUCGAGCUUGCUGUGUUUGAGCAGCGGGACUUGUAGUGCGGUGCGAGUGGGGAAAUGGGGUGUUAAUGAAGGUGAUGAGAUUGUGGAGAAUGUGUUUGAGGCUGUUGAUGGUGUGAUUAAGGUUGUGCCGAGAAAAUGGAGUGGGAUUAUGUGCUUUCACUUGAAGUUUUCGGAUUCCAUAGCAUUGCCUAUAUAUGAGAGAAAAAUUGUUUCGCAGUAA
Striga hermonthica is the source of this 801-nucleotide messenger RNA. The record is from the annotation of a GenBank genome assembly. Lineage: Eukaryota; Viridiplantae; Streptophyta; Magnoliopsida; Lamiales; Orobanchaceae.